Phytophthora sojae is the source of this 2473-nucleotide messenger RNA. Its product is annotated as putative glycoside hydrolase. Gene Ontology annotation, molecular function: beta-glucosidase activity. The record is from RefSeq and is a predicted model, not a curated record. Lineage: Eukaryota; Oomycota; Peronosporomycetes; Peronosporales; Peronosporaceae. Bases 44 to 2392 code for a protein of 782 amino acids. Gene Ontology annotation, biological process: glucan catabolic process. The transcript is spliced from 3 exons.
CAAGCACCCAAUUACGACCCCAUCCAACCGACCAAGCUCCAAGAUGCUCAAGUCGUGGAUGUCCGCUGUGUGCUACACGGCCUUGAGCUUCGCCGUCUUGAACAGCGGCGUGGCCAGCGCCGACGAAUGGGACGCCCGCGUGGACGAGAUCAUGGCUACCUUCACCAACACGGACCUCGCCGGCCAGAUGACGCAGAUCCCCGCGUACGGCCUGGUCAACUCGACGUACCAGCUGGACGAGGACAAGCUCCGCGGCUACGCCAAGUACCACGUCGGCUCGUACCUGAGCCCGCCCAUGUCGGCGUACGGCGAGAUCGACGGCCGCUGGGGCUGGACGACCGCCGAGAUGCGCGACUUCGUGGGCCGCAUCCAGGAGAUCGCCAUGGAGCUGAACGGUGGCCACCCGAUGAUCUACGGCACGGACGCUGCCCACGGCAACGCGCUGAUGAUCGACACGGUCUACUUCGGUCAGCAGAUCAACGCCGCCGCCACGUUCAACCCGGACCUGGUCUACGAGCAAGGAAGAAUCACGGCCAGAGACACCCUCGCGUCCGGUAUCUCGUGGAUCUUCGACCCCGUGCUCGACAACAUGCACAACCCGCUGUGGCCGCGCGUGUACGAGACGUUCGGCGAGGACCCGUACCUGACGUCGGUCAUGGGCGCUGCUAUCGUCCGAGGCAUGCAGAGCUACAACGAGUCCGCGGCCUGCAUGAAGCACUGGAUCGGCUACGGCUGGACCCCCACAGGCCACGACAAGGACGGCGUCACUAUGAGCGAUUUCGACAUGAUGAACUCGUACUUCCCUCCGUACAAGGCUGCUGUGGACGCUGGUCUGCUGACGGGCAUGGAGAACUACAUCUCCGUGAACGGCGUGCCGAUGGUGGAGAGCAACAAGUACCUGAAGAAGCUGCUGCGUGACGACCUCAAGUUCGAAGGCCUGAUGGUGACGGACUACGCCGAGAUCAACCACGUGCCGGACUUCCACAAGACCGCGCGUAACAUCAACGAAGCCGUCAAGUUUUCUCUGGAGCGCACGUCCAUCGACAUGAGCAUGGUGCCCGCGGACAUUAUGUCGUUCUUCAACGAGACGCUGGCGCUGCUCGAGGAGGACCCGGAGAUCGUCGACCGCAUCAAGGAGUCGGUGCGCCGUAUCAUCAAGACCAAGCUCAAACUGGGCCUGUACGACAACCCGCUGCCCGGUGAGGAGUACUUGAGCAUGGUGGGCAACGACGACGACGUGGCUGCCGCGCUGGCGUCGGCGCGCGAGUCCAUCGUGCUGCUUCAGAACAACGACAGCUCGCUGCCCCUGCCCAAGGACGCGUCGGUGUUCCUGACGGGCCAUAGCGCUCACAACGUCGGCUACCAGUGCGGUGGCUGGACUCAGCAGGGCACUGGUAUGUCGGGCAACGACAUGUUCGCGCACGGCGUGAGCGUCAAGGACGGCCUCGAGAACGUCGUUGGCAACGGCUCCUUCACCUACUUCAACGGGUUGAACGUGAACGGUGACUACACGGAAGCGGACCUCGCGACUGCCAAGGAGUACGCGAGCAAGGCCGACUACACCAUCGCGGUCAUCGGCGAGCACAGCUACGAGGAGAAGACGGGCGACAUCGACGACCUGACGCUGCCUCUGGGCCAGAUCGAGUACGUCAACGCGCUUGCUGCUACCGGAACCAAGGUCAUUUUGGUGCUAUUCGAGGGCCGCCCGCGUAUCCUGAAUGACCUGCCCGAGAACGUGUACGCUGUGAUCAACGGCAUGCUGGCGUGUGAGCAGGGCGGCCAGGCUGUGGCCGAGAUCAUCUAUGGUGAGACGAACCCCAGCGGCCGCAUGCCGAUCACGUACCCUAAGUACACUGGUAACGUCAUGAUCCCGUACCGUCACCGUGUGAGCACCCAGUGCGCUUCGGGCGACUACUGCGUCCCGCAGUGGGACUUCGGCCACGGUCUGAGCUACACCAACUUCACGUACUCGGACAUGCGCAUCAGCACGACCAACGUGACCUCCAGCUCGUACUCGGUGAACGUCUCGGUGACCGUGACCAACUCGGGCAGCGUGGCCGGCAAGGAGACGGUCAUGCUCUUCCUGACUCAGCCGUACCGCUCCAUCUCGGUGCCUGAAGUGAAGCAGCUCAAGAAGUUCUCCAAGAUCAGCCUGGACGCGGGUGCGUCGCAGACGGUCGAGUUCGAGCUGACAGCGGCCGACUGGAGCGUGUACUACCCGCAGAUCGGCGAGGGCCUCAAGCUCGUGGCGGAGGACGCCGACUACGUGAUCGCUAUCAAGCCCGAGACGGACUGCGACGUGUACAACGAAACUGCUGCCGCCAACCCGUUGUGCGCAACGUUCACGCUGGCGACGGGCGAGUACCCGUUCGGCUCGCUCGUGGCGGAGUAAAAGCAGUUGCACGGUGACACUCCAUCCGGUAGCUGGAGACGAGUGUUUAGUGCGGGCGCUGCAUUAUGCGAGUACUUCUUC